CUUCGUCUGCUACUUCCCAGUUUUGUUGUUGUUGUAUUGAUUUCUUCUGCUAUUGUUCUUCUACCAUGAAUCCUGAAUCAAGACCCAAUUCUUCUUCAAGUGAAAAUAAAGAAACGCAAAAGAAGAAACCCAGCAUCGAUAAUGAACCUCAAAACAAGGAAUCUCACAAGAUGAACGCUUUGCACAAUAAAGAAGCUUCUGAUGCUGAAAUAGUUGAUGGUAAAAAACAGAAAGUCAAAAAGUCUCGCAAACUCGUACCUCUCUCUUCAAAUAUUUCUAUUUUAAAUUUUACUGUUGUAGAUAUUGUUCUUGUAUCUACAACUCAACCUUCGCACACUAAUCCUCCUAUUACUCCAACAAUAAGUCAAAUUCCUGAGAAAGAUGUUUCUGUUACCCAUGCAUUUUCCCAAGGCUCUGAGAAGAAUGUUCCUGCUACUCCUUCACCAAAAAAUCCUCAUAUAGAUGAGAAUGCUUUUAUUACGUAUGACGAGCUUUUUAAAGAUUCUCCUGCGAAUAAGGAGCUUUCUCUUAGCCAAAUCCUGAAAAAUACUUCCCCUGUUGCCUCUGCGAAUCCAUCGCAUCUAAUUUUUCCUUCACCCAUUAGCUCUACCUCUCAUCCGAACCUUCCUCAAGAUAAAUCCACCAUUCCAACAACUUCUACUACUCCUCCUUCUCUUUCUUUAUUGGAUUCUCUUCUUUUAAAUAAAAAGGGUUUGGAUAGCGUAAAAUUGGCUACUCAAACUCUUUCCCAUGUUAUCAACUCUGCCCAAUCUUUAACCGAUGAUCCUUCCAAACUUCGCUCCUGUUCUGUCUUAAGUCAGCUUCUUCGGGGAUUUCAUGUUGACAAGGCUUCACGAGAUGAGGUCCUUUCUCAAAUUGACCCGAGUUUCCACGUCACUCUAGACGUUUUGAAAAAUAUUUCUUUGGAAAAGGAAAUACAAAGAUUAAGAGGGGAACUUCAGAUUUCAAAUUUUGAGGCUGAAAAUCUUCGAUAAUCAGAAACUUAGAGAUUUAAACCAGAAGCGAACGAAUGAGAGAUACGAAUUUCAAUUCCUUGCCGAAGAUGCCCAAGCGAAUAACGCGAAGUUACAGUCUCAACUAAAUCAAUUAGAUCAUCAAUAUUCAUACGCACAUAAUCAGAUUGACCAUCUUUCCCAUGAAAAUUACCGUCUUACUCAAAAAAUC
Messenger RNA from Papaver somniferum (opium poppy), 1185 nucleotides. RefSeq lists its product as uncharacterized. Bases 66 to 995 code for a protein of 309 amino acids. The transcript is spliced from 5 exons. The record is from RefSeq and is a predicted model, not a curated record. Lineage: Eukaryota; Viridiplantae; Streptophyta; Magnoliopsida; Ranunculales; Papaveraceae.